Messenger RNA from Monomorium pharaonis (pharaoh ant), 1843 nucleotides. RefSeq lists its product as uncharacterized. Lineage: Eukaryota; Metazoa; Arthropoda; Insecta; Hymenoptera; Formicidae. The record is from RefSeq and is a predicted model, not a curated record. The transcript is spliced from 3 exons. Bases 686 to 1807 code for a protein of 373 amino acids.
AAUUAAAAAACCUUAAUUUCUUUGUGUAUAAUAUAUUUGAUAUUUAAUUAAAACUAGUAUUUUUAAGUAAUUCAAAUUCAUAUAUCAGUAUAAGUCGUACAAUCAGAGCAUAUACAAAAUGUAUAUUAAAAACAUUCCUUUAAAAUUUCUUUUUUUUUAAUAAAAAUCAAAUAUGGAAAGUUUGAACUCUUGUUUGAUUUGACAAGAACCUCGCUGAAAUAAAUUUAGUUUCGUUAGAAUUUUACGUUUUUAUUUUGCAGAUGUUUGAGAGCAAACGUAUAACACUUCUUUAGUAACGCUCUUAUCCACUAGCUGUAAUUUACGGAGCAAAUAAGUUUUCAUGAAAAGUAUAUGUACAAACAACAUGUACAUAAACACGAGAUGCCUUGAGGAAUCGAGACUUUCUCUUGUUCACAGUGUAAUAAUCGUUUAGAGAUAUGAGGACAUGUGUUAUAAAUUUAUAUCGCAAGUUAAUUUCUACAUAAAUUUUGUUUGUACACAUACUUUUCGUGAAAAUUCAUUUGCAUCACGUGAAUUACAUUUAAUUGAUAACAGUGUUGCUAAAGAAAAAAACUUGUAUGCUUGAUCUUACAAUAGACACAUGUAAAAUCGACUAAGAGCUUGAUGAAAAAGUAAAUAUAUCUUUAUGUAUUAAUAUUUAAUCACGAGAGAAAGAAGCUUGAGUAUGGAUACAGAUUGCAGUAAUUCCAGCAAUUCAGAUUUGCCCAUCCAGGAAACAAAGUAUUUUAAACAACAAAGUAUUUUCGAAACAAUCUCUACGUUGAAAAAGCACGUUUCUCUGUUAGAAAAUACGAUUAAAAUUUUCAAAGUCAAUUACUCACAAAUUAAGAGAGAAACAUUGAAAUCUCUUGAUGGCGAAGCUGGAACAUCUUAUGAUAAACUAGACGUGCAAAUGGAAUUGUACCACGAUAUUUAUCAGUUCGCGAGGGUACAGUGCAUCAGUUUUGAACGAGAUUCGAGAUUUAUUUUUGAAAUAUCUAAUCCAGAGAGCAUCGUGAAGAAUAAUUCAUACACGAUAGAAGUACUGAUAGACGACGAUGGCUAUGGAAAAUUAGGAAAAUGUGUACUGCCUGAUUUCAUCAACGUGAAUGACAUAUUAUGGCAGUAUCCUAUUGACGAUUUGAAUAAUGUAAAGCACUUUUUGAAAAGUUGCAAGCACAACAUUGACUGUUACUUCCGCCGCUUAAAGCAGGUUAAUGAGUUGAAGAACUUAUUUCUAAAAAUUCAAAACGGUAGCAUAUAUCACAAUAAUGAUUUUACUUUAAUGGAAUUGAUAUUGUACAACAUAGAGGACGUUUACACUAACGAUAUUCAUGAUGUGAUAACGUAUUUGUAUUAUCACGCCGACGAAACAAGACCUUAUAAACUGUCAGCGAAUACGAUUGAGGCAGACGUAAGGCCGCCAUUUUUUUACAAAAGAUUGAGUAUGUACUUCAUGCCUUUCAUAAAAAACGAUUUGAGUUCGGCAUUUAUACAGAUCGUAAACUCGUAUGUCGAAUUUAUUUGGCAAAAAGUUAUAGUAGAGAACGAAGAUAACGUCGAAAUAUUUGAAUGCAAGGCAACAAUAUUAUAUGAUGAUGAGAAAAAUACUGAAUAUGUGGAUUACUUUCUUUGUCGAAGAGACAGGAGCUCGGAGAGGAACGAGGAUAAAAUGCAAUUAAAGAUUUCUUUGGAUAACGAUGAUACAGAAACUGAGACUUAUAGCGUGAAAAAAAAAGAAAUAUAUAAGGAUCAAAUAUUAGUCAAGAGUACAGCAGAUAAUUUCUUAAAAGAAAAUAAGAAAUGAAGAGUGAGAACAAAUAAUAAUGAAACAGUAAAGUCA